Molecule: messenger RNA, 1058 nt
Organism: Macroventuria anomochaeta
Lineage: Eukaryota; Fungi; Ascomycota; Dothideomycetes; Pleosporales; Didymellaceae
Product: Ap4A phosphorylase-like protein II
Exons: 3
Coding region: 6-1058 (350 amino acids)
Biological process (GO): nucleotide metabolic process
Molecular function (GO): ATP binding; ATP:ADP adenylyltransferase activity
Source: RefSeq, a predicted model, not a curated record
UUCACAUGUCUAGGAAGAUGUUACUAGGCCUCACAGAAUCACUACCAAGCCUGGUGGAAGCUAAGUUCACAACAGCAAAAGCAUCCUCAAGCCUGCUAUGCUCGCCCACCGAGCUCUCAAUCAUCCGCACAUCCACCGGCAUUCCAUUCCAACUCCGCUACUGCCCCUCCCUGGCAAAGAAACCCAUCCCCAAACUCGAAGCGCCCACCCCAACACCCAAGAAACACUUCGACCCCUUCGACAAUCCCUCGCCCGACCUCCACAUCAUCGACAUCCCCACAACAAACCCAACACACCUCCUCGUGCUCAACAAAUUCCCCAUAAUCGCCGAACACUUCAUCCUCGCAACAAAAACGAACAAGCAGCAAACACACAUUCUAGAACAAGAUGAUCUGGAGGCGACGUACGCUUGCUUGAAGGCAUGGAGCGAGGACAGCGAGCAGAAGCGUUUGUUUGCGUUCUUCAAUUCUGGCGAUUACAGUGGUGCGAGUCAGCCGCAUAGGCACUUGCAGUUCUUGCCUGUGGAGCAUAUGCGCGACAAAGAGGCGGCGAACGGGUGGGAUCUGCUGAUCGAUCUGAUCUUGACGGGCGAGGAGAGCGCAGGUACAUCUUCACGCGCUUUACGAAACCCAAACAUUCCGUUCGCGCAUUUCGGCCGAAAGUUCGAUUCCGAGCCGACCGGAGAGCAGCUCUUCAGCAUCUACAAGGAGCUGUAUGGCCAAGCGAAAGAUGCGGUCAACGACUUCAUAGCAAAGAGACCGAGCGAGUCUGCUCUGCACUCCACCGAAGGAGGUGACUCACCCAUAAGUUACAACCUGGCAAUAACGAUAGAGGGCAUGGUGGUUCUGCCCCGACGAUCUGAAGGCACAAUGCUCAAACGUCCCGAUGGCAGUGAGAUUGGCUUCGUUGCUCUCAAUGGCACUACGCUUGGAGGCACGAUGAUGGUCAAGCAUCAAGAGGAGUGGGAUGUAUUGCGCUCGCAACAAGGCAAGCUUGAUUCCAUACUUAAUGCCAUUGGCAUACCUAGGGAUGCGGAAACGUACAAAUCCCGCGUCUAG